CCAACAGCGGCAGAAACCGGAAGGAGUAUAGCGGCAGUUCCGGUUGCAAAUGUGUAAAGAUGUCGGCGUCCGUAUUUAAUUUUGUCGAAGCUAAAGACAAAUUUACGGCUUCUGCUAGAUUUGCCCUAUCUAGUAAAACCAGCAAACCUUUGAUAAAUGCUUUCAACCAGAUCAACGGCAAUGAGACGGAAAAGAAAACCACUCUUGACCAGGCUCUGAGAGGUUCUCUUGGUGAUCAGAUUAUUGAGCAGAAGGCGAGCUGUGAUGACUACCUGUCCCUCAUCUACCUGAGUAUUGACGCCGUUAAAGAGGGUAUCUGCUCUGCUACAACACCUUUCCUGCUGCUGGGAGAUGUAUUGGACUGCCUUCCUCUUGACCAAUGUGAUAAAAUAUUCUCUUUUGUCGAGGAGAAUGUCUCCACCUGGAAGUCGAACUCCUUUUACACUGCCGGGAAGAACUACUUGUUGAGGAUGUGUAAUGAUCUUUUGAGGAGGCUGUCCAAAUCUCAGAAUACAGUAUUCUGUGGGCGAAUCCAGCUUUUCCUGGCACGCCUCUUCCCUCUGUCGGAGAAAUCAGGUCUCAAUCUACAGAGCCAGUUUAAUCUCGACAAUAUAACAGUUUUCAAUAAAAAUGAACAAGAAAGCACUCUGGGCCAGAAGCACACAGAAGAAAAGGAAGAUGGUAUGGAGGUGGAGGAAGGAGAAAUGGGAGAGGAUGAGGCUCCUGCACCAUGUUCCAUUCCGAUCGACUACAACUUGUACAGGAAGUUCUGGACACUGCAGGACUACUUCAGAAACCCUGUGCAGUGCUACGAUAAAUUCUCUUGGAUGACGUUCCUAAAGUACUCCGAUGAGACCUUGAUAGUAUUCAAGAGCUACAAGUUGGAUGACAUGCAGGCUUCUAAGAGGAAACUGGAGGAGCUGAGAGCAUCUGGAGGAGAACAUGUCUACUUUGCCAAGUUCCUCACAAGUGAGAAGCUGAUGGAUUUGCAGCUCAGUGACAGCAAUUUCAGGCGGCACAUCCUACUUCAGUACCUCAUUCUCUUCCAGUACUUGAAGGGUCAGGUCAAGUUCAAAAGCUCCAACUGUGUUCUGAAUGAUGACCAGACUACGUGGAUAGAGGAGACAACUGAACUUGUUUAUCAGCUGCUGAGAGAGAUCCCUCCUGAUGGAGACAAGUUUGCCACCAUGGUUGAGCAUAUCCUCAACACAGAGGAGAACUGGAAUUCCUGGAAAAAUGAGGGGUGCCCUAGCUUUGUCAAAGAAAGGACAGUAGAUGACAAACCCAAAAGACCCAGCAGGAAAAGACAAGCACCAGAAGACUUCCUUGGAAAAGGGCCAGACCGCAAGAUCUUCAUGGGAAAUGAUGAGUUGACUCGACUGUGGAACCUGAACCAGGACAACAUGGAAGCCUGCAAGUCAGACAGCAGAGAGUUCAUGCCAUCACUGGAUGAAUUUUUUGCAGAAGCCAUUGAACAGGCCGACCCUGCUAACAUGGUGGAGGACGAGUACAAGGUAGUACGGAACCCAAACUACGGCUGGCGUGCUCUGAGGCUGCUGUCCAGGAGAAGUCCACACUUCUUUCAGCCAACUAACCAGAAGUUCAAGAGCCUGGCAGACUACCUAGACAGCAUGGUCAGCAAACUGGCCAAAGAACUGCCGAAGGAUAUCCCUUCUGAAGAGAUCAAGACAGGAGAAGAGGAUGACGACGACAAUGGAGACAAUCUUCUCAAAGACAGCAAUGACAGUCCAAGCAUACAGAGCAAGUUGGUGACAAACCAGCAGAUGGAUGACAUAGCAGCCAAACUAGGCUCUCAGUGGAAGAUGCUGGCUUCUCCUUUGGAGAUGAAGGCGGCAGAGUUGCGGGAGAUCGAAACAGACAGCGAAGAUGUUGACAUGCAGGCCAAACUGCUGCUUGUAGCCUGGCAAGACAGAGAGGGAACACAAGCUACUGUGGAGAACCUGAUCACAGCUCUUAAUGCUGCAGGAUUCUCCCAGAUUGCAGACAGCCUCAGUGAGGCUUAAAGAUCAUUGAUCAUUUGUUACUUAAAUCAAUACCUAUUACAUUGUUGCAGCAUUGAUUUUUCUUACAAAAAAAAACAAUUGGAUACUGAAAUUUUUGUAUGUAGUUUAAGUUGAAAACCCUGUUUGUUUUUUUUCCACUGUAGAAAAUCCAAUAAAUGUUUUUUUUUUU
Xiphias gladius (swordfish) is the source of this 2193-nucleotide messenger RNA. It is a transcript of the gene thoc1, whose product is annotated as THO complex 1. Gene Ontology annotation, molecular function: protein binding. Bases 60 to 2024 code for a protein of 654 amino acids. NCBI's taxonomy places the organism in Eukaryota, Metazoa, Chordata, Actinopteri, Istiophoriformes, Xiphiidae. Gene Ontology annotation, biological process: signal transduction; mRNA export from nucleus; regulation of DNA-templated transcription elongation. Gene Ontology annotation, cellular component: THO complex part of transcription export complex. The transcript is spliced from 21 exons. The record is from RefSeq and is a predicted model, not a curated record.